Messenger RNA from Pseudocercospora fijiensis CIRAD86, 1187 nucleotides. RefSeq lists its product as uncharacterized. Lineage: Eukaryota; Fungi; Ascomycota; Dothideomycetes; Mycosphaerellales; Mycosphaerellaceae. Gene Ontology annotation, cellular component: membrane; oligosaccharyltransferase complex. The coding region runs from base 9 to 866 and encodes 285 amino acids. The record is from RefSeq and is a predicted model, not a curated record. The transcript is spliced from 3 exons. Gene Ontology annotation, biological process: protein N-linked glycosylation.
GCAUCAUCAUGAGGGUUCUGCAAAGCAUUGGCGUCGUCGCUGCAGGUCUCUGUGCCGCUGUUGAGGCAGCAAGUGCAUGGACGUUCGAUGCAGCGUCGUUGACCGUCACGGGAAAGGCUGCGGAGGGAGCCAAGCAGAGCUUCUCGCCGACCAACCCUCUCGGUGUCCCUGUUCUCUUGCCAGCGUCGUCUACACUCAAAGUUGUCCUUACCGCACAAGAGGGCAAGGCCGCGAAGAGACCGCAUCAGGCUUUCUUGACACUUAGAGAAGAAGAGACUGGACUGGAAGAGUCAUUCGCAUUCAGCGUCAAGGAUAGUGGCAAAGCGAAAGUCGACAUCUCCCAAAAAGAUCUCCCCUUCCAAUUCCUCACUACCUCAAAGCCCAUUCAGGCCUCCGUAGUCCUCGCCUCCUUUGGAUCCUCUACACCCUACUCUGGCCCAGCAUUCCAGAUCAAGAUUCAACAUGACACGACCCCAGCACAAGCCGUGCCUGCUCCACCCGAGCGCUACACUGCCAAACCAGAGAUCCACCACAUCUUCAAAGCUGACCCUCGUUCUCCGCCGACCGUAGUCUCGCUCUUCUUUACGCUCGCAAUCCUCGCGACGGUUCCAGUUCUGCUAGGAGGAUGGGUACUGCUGGGAGGGAACGUGGAGCAUAUGGGUAAAGCACUCGGUGCGAACCCAGUCGCGCAUGGAUUGUUCUUCGGUAGUAUCGUGGCUAUGGAAGGCGUGUUCUUCCUGUACUACACUAGCUGGAACCUGUUUCAGACGCUGCCAGCUGCCGGGAUACUGGGGGUUGUUGCAUUCGUCAGCGGAAGCAGAGCCUUGACUGAAGUGCAGGGGAGAAGAUUGGCUGGACAGCGCUGAAGAUGUGUAGUAGCAAUUCAGCUACACAUAGAGGUUCAGCAUGCUUAAGUCCGGGCCACGAAAAAGACUCGUCAUUUUCACAGAAAGUAGAGACCAUAGAAGUUGUUGGUCAGGUCAAUGACGGCAGAAGAUGAGCACGUGUCUUCCAAGAGGGAAAACGGUAUGGCGAUGAAUCUAUGGCAUUAUGUCUACAUAUAGCCGUGAAGCCAACAUGCUCCGGACGCGACGAAACACUAUACAUAUUGCUAGAGCAAAUGGCAUCCACAAAGCGACCACACUUCCUCAGCAGAGCCCACCUACAACGCCGCAAUGGCUUUCCUC